AUGAGGCUCCCGCUCAGUUUGGCUGUUCUGGUGACGGCGGUGGGUUUUCUUCACUCGGUCCCGGAGGACCCACCCAAAGGCAUCUCAGAGGACACCCUGAAACAGUUAUCUUUGGAUGGAGAGAAGUUGGUCGAUGAGGAGUUGAGGAGAGCACUGUAUGGGGUGAAGCAGAUAAAAGAGGUGAUGUCAAGGAACGAGGAGAAGCAUGAGCACCUGAUGACGUCCCUCCGACACAGCAGUGAGAAGAAGAAGGGGGCAGCCCAACUUGCCCGGGAGGUAACGGAGAAGCUGGAGGAGGCAGAGGAGCAGUGUAAGGACUCUCUGCAGUCAGAAUGGGAGGAGUGCAGGCCCUGCCUGGAGGACGCCUGUAAGACCUUCUACACCUCCACCUGUCGCAGGGGCUUCUCCGCCUUCCAUGCCAAGGUCGAGAACUUCUUCCACCGAGUGUCCAAACGCUUUGGCCCCCGUGAGCAGCCCAUCGAGGCAGGCGACAUCCUCGUGAACCAGAGCCCUGAGAACCAGGACCUGGAGGUGAGCCGCAUCGAAGAUUCCUUUAACCGCCUGAUGAGCAAGAUGGGCACGCUGGUGAAACGCAGCAUGGUCCUGGUCUCCAAGAUGAGCAGCAAAUUCGACAAGGUCCUCCAGAGAGCCUUCCUGAACAAGACCAGAGACGAGGUAGAGGAGACCCCCUCUGAUCCCUUCUACCCCGCCCGUGACUCUGGCUUCCUGCAGGGUGUGGGCCUGGAGGAUGUGCUCGACUCCUUCUUUGACUUCGGCAGGAGCGUGGUGGAGGAGUUUGGAGCCGUCGUGACCCAAGUGUUUGGGGACCUCCACGAGGCAGUGGAGGAAGAGAGGAAGAAAGAGAGGGACACGUUCCCUCGUUUCUUGCAGAACAGAAAACUGUGCAAAGAUCUGCGGAGACAGACCUCAGAAUGCUGGCGGCUGCAGAACCAAUGUGAGGCCUGCCAGGGGGCCCUGCUCACAGAGUGCCCAGCUGUGCGUGAGCUGCACCUGGAGCUGGAUGAGGUGUCCCAACUGCUGGACAUCUCCAAAGAGCAAUACGAGGAGAUCCUGUCCAUUGUCCAGCAUCACGCCGACGAAACCAUCAACUGGCUCAGCAACAUGGCCGCCGAAUUCAGCUGGGUGGCGCAGAUCGCGGCCAAGAACGACAGCAUCCCGGACAGCAUCUUCCGCAUCACCACGGUGAUGCAGAAGAGCAGCGACGGAGACAACGGGCCGGUACCGGAGACCGAGGUUCAGGUAGAUAUCCUGGACUCUCCUGCCCUCCUGCUCUCGGUGCCGGGUCAGCUGGAUGUGCAGGACCCUGCCUUCAUCCAGUACGUAGCCCAGGAGGCUCUGGGCAAAUACAAGGAGUUGAUCAGGUACGAGGAGAAAUGAAAGUCGAGGGAGUUUCCAUCAGCUGUUCUUGCGCUUCAUGGAGCUCAGAACUGGACUAUCG
Molecule: messenger RNA, 1459 nt
Organism: Lampris incognitus (smalleye Pacific opah)
Lineage: Eukaryota; Metazoa; Chordata; Actinopteri; Lampriformes; Lampridae
Gene: clul1
Product: clusterin-like 1 (retinal)
Exons: 8
Coding region: 1-1398 (465 amino acids)
Source: RefSeq, a predicted model, not a curated record